Molecule: messenger RNA, 4581 nt
Organism: Alosa alosa (allis shad)
Lineage: Eukaryota; Metazoa; Chordata; Actinopteri; Clupeiformes; Clupeidae
Gene: fosb
Product: FBJ murine osteosarcoma viral oncogene homolog B
Exons: 5
Coding region: 334-1446 (370 amino acids)
Biological process (GO): regulation of transcription by RNA polymerase II
Cellular component (GO): nucleus
Molecular function (GO): DNA-binding transcription factor activity, RNA polymerase II-specific; RNA polymerase II cis-regulatory region sequence-specific DNA binding
Source: RefSeq, a predicted model, not a curated record
UCCAGCGCUCUCACACACUUUCAUUCAUAGUUGAACCGCUACAGAACAUUGAAAUCAUAUGCUUGCACAGACACAACUCGCGGAAUAUUAUGGAGUUUUAAGAGAAGAGAUUCUGAGAAGAAAUACCGCGGACAUUGAAACGGAUGUCUUAUUUUCAUGCGAAGGGACGUUAUCGCAGAGGGUCUGGAAUUUUGAGCGAGAUUGAUUCAGCAAGGAAAGUGGAUUGCCUUUUGGGUUGCAACUUUUCGGAAAUAAAGCCAAUAUAUCUUGACAAAGAAUUUGAAGAACAUUUGUCAGGGCUAGGUGUCCCGGUCUCUCGGCUCCGCCGGGGAAAUGUUCCAAGGGUUCCCCGGAGACCUUGAUACCGGCUCCCGUGGAAGUUCCUCUCCUUCUCUUGAGUACCUGUCAUCUGUGGACUCCUUCGGGAGUCCGCCGACCACUAGCGCUCCUCCUCAAGAGUGUGUAUCAACUGCUAGUGGUGUUGGUGCUGGCAGUGGGACAGCUAGCAGUGGAGCAGGGGUGGAAAUGCCAGGUUCGUUUGUGCCUACGGUGACCGCAAUCACCACCAGUCAAGAUCUGCAGUGGAUGGUGCAACCCACACUCGUCUCUUCAGUUGCCCCUGGCCAGAGUGACGCAGGAGCGUCCACUAUGACCCAGCCAGGGGCCCUGGACCCUUAUGAUCUACCGGGACCCAGCUUCUCUUCUGGGUCUGGAUUCACUCCACCAAGUUCUGACACUCCGGGUCCAGUUCGUCCAUCUCGGGCUCGCAGCCGACGCAGUCGGGAGGAGAGCUUGACACCAGAGGAGGAAGAGAAAAGAAGAGUGCGACGGGAACGAAAUAAACUAGCUGCUGCCAAGUGUCGCAAUCGACGGCGUGAGCUUACAGACCAGCUCCAGUCUGAGACAGACAUAUUGGAGGAGGAGAAAGCCGAGCUAGAGGCGGAAAUAUCCGAGCUUCAGAAGGAGAAGGAGCGCCUGGAGUUUGUCCUGGUGGCCCACCAGCCAAGCUGCAAGAUCCCCUACCAGGACCAGCCAUCAGUGCCUCUCCAGCAGACACCUGUCCACCCGCCACUGACCACCGCCGUCUCGGUGGUGGGCCUGACUGUGAAGGAGGACUCUUUCUACCUGCCCCCUGCCUACUCGUCGCACCACCAGACGUCUACGCAGACGCAGCAGCUGCAGCCGGGGAUGAUGCAGGAGGUAGCCUUUUCUAGUUCUUUCUAUGGGCAAGUUGAGCUGGCACAGGGCAGCCCAUGUCCUGUUGCCACUGCUGCUGCUGGUGGUGGUGGUAACAACCCAGACGCCGGCUGCUACAACUCCUCAUAUACAUCUUCAUUUGUGUUCAGCUACCCAGAGGGAGCUUGCGGGGCCAGCGCUAACCAGUGGACCAGCAGUAGUGAUCAGUCAUCUGACUCCUUAAACUCUCCCUCACUUCUAGCUCUCUGAAUGAUGCCCAGUCUACUUACUCCAUAUCCCAGAAUUCAUAUGCUCCAGCAUACAUUAUUUUAGCCACAGUGGCUUAUGGGAGGAAAAGUGCUGCACUUGGUGAAAUUUUAAUCCAAUGGGUUGAUUUUCAGAACCCAAUUAUUACACCCUAUGCCAUUGCUUGGCAUGCCUAGGUUGACUUCUAGGUUGUCAGGGUAACGUUAGUCCUCUCUCUAUUCAGAUUUAAUUCAGAUGCAUUUCUGUGAUAAAAUUCAUGGCCUCUCUUCUCACAAGCUGUAGGUACAUACACACACAGGCACACAGACACAGACACACACACACACACACACACACACACACACACACACAUCCAUGUGCUCCUCUUGUUGCCAUUUUGUGUUUUCUUCAGUUUACAUUAUUAUCUCCAACGCUGCCUGUUAGCGGAAUGUGUUUGAUGAGAAGUGAGGAAAAGGGGACUUGUAAUUGGGUUAUAUUGAUUUAGGCAUCACUUCAAACUUCUCUCUUUGCAUCUCUUGAUUUGUCAAAGGCUGGAACUUGGAAUUAUGGGAACAUUUUUUCUGCCUUUUUUUCUUGUCUUUCCUUGCAGUUUCUAUCUGCCGCAUCUCCAUCUGUUUCUCCUAUCUCCUGUCUUUUUGUCUCUGCUUCUCUUUGAAGUCCUCCACAUGUGAGAACCCAACGACUCCCGACAGCCCCUGGGAUCUUGACUGAGCUCCAGCCUCCUCAGAACCACUCCUUCCCCAGCAUGGACCUGCACACUGAGGAUCCUUGGAGCUUUUCACUCCAAACUGACCAAUUAGGAACAUUAAACCAGAGAGGGGGGAAUCCACAUCCACAGCAACUGACAUACAAAAUAGUAGGACUCUGCUACACGAUGACAGGUCAAACGGAUGAGAUGAGAUGUUUUCUCUUCAUCUCUGGGUCUGCUGGAUAGUCACCUUAUUUCAACCAGCCAAGCUGAUCUGUUUUCACAGAUGAUGUGAGCAUUCCCAAGAAAAAUAAGGCUUCAGUAGACUUGGAGCCAAGAAUGAAAUAUAGCAAAAAUGAAUAUAUUAAUAAAACUAUUUUUAAAAAGAAAUUAUCAAUGUCCCUCAGUAUCGGGAAAGGCUGAAAAGUUGUGCUGGUCUCUGUGAUUUUGUGUAUAGUUCUUCUGUGUUGUAUAUUACUGUUUUCUGUUGUUAUUGUGUAUUACAAUGAUAGUGUUAAACUUGACUGAAAAAAAGAGGCAUAACAGAUGGUUAGGUGUUUCUUUAUUGUUACUUCACAAGAGAACCCCUAUUUGCUGAUUGAUUUCAUGCAGGUGACAUGCUGUGACAUGUUGGAAGACAAAAAGUAUUUAAGGGGUCUGGGAGAGAGCCCCUUUGCCUUUAGAUAGGUGGCCUUUGUGAUUCUGUGGUCUAUUACAGGUUGCUGUUAACCUUGCGAGUAGAUUUUUGGCUCUGCAGUGAUUUUCUGUUGCAGGCUUGUAGGCUUACUGAAGUCUAUACUUGUCAGUUUAUUUCCUCAGAAUAAUACUCCAAUGGUAAACCUAAAAAAAAAACAUUUAAUUAGAAUUGUUAAAGAAACCUUUCUAUGUGUGUGUGUUUUGACAAAUCCUUGGUUUUAGAACAUGAGGUAAAACUGACCUCCCAUAGACAGCAACAUUAUAUUCUCGUAUUAAACUUCUAAUGGCAAGAUGUAAUAUACACACAAACAGUUAGGCUCUCAUCACGAACAUCAUGAGACCCAAUCAAGAACUGAAUGCAUGUAACCUUAUGAUAUGCUCGAGUAUUCCUCUGCUUUGCACUCAAAUUAAUGUUGUGGGUGGUGAUAUGUGUCUGUAUAUCCCUUUCAUUUGAUUUGAGAAGGUGGAAUUGAUUGGUUGUUGCCAGGUAGACAAACCAGCAUAGUAAAAGGUAAUUGGAGCAAUUAAGCUAUGGUUAGAAGACUUUCUGAUUCUUGUUUAUGCUGCAAGUGUGUUAAAAUGUGUAUUAAUAAUUCUGAAAUUAUAGUCUACUGCUAAGCCAUGUUUGAAUCCUGUCAAUUUUCUCUAACUCUAAAACCAUGCAUUUGAGAAACUACACCAGAACCAUAUUAUUUUUGUCAUGACCACAGAAUGACAUGUUUUACCUUUGUGUUUAAGAUUUAACAUUGGAAUAUUUCUUUAAGGAAGUUACUGAGGGAAAGCGCAAAAAAGUUAGACACAAGAAGGAGAGUGUCUUUAAAUAUGGAUCCUUUAUUUUCCUGUGAAUUGUUAUUAUUAUUAAGUUUAUUUUGAACAUUUAAAUGUUUGAGUGUUGAUAUGAAAUUUUGUAAUACCUUUGUUCCAUCCAUUUACUUGCGCCAUUGCUGCCGAAUAGAUGAUUUUUAUUUUUAGCCUUACAGUAGUUUCUUUGUCUACUGUUGUCAUUUUUAUUAAGAUAAUUUCAUCUGGUUUGGUCUGGCAACUUAAGAGGUUAUUUUGUCCACUAAGCCUUUUUAUGUCAAAAAUAUAGGUUUAUAUGCAUGUGUGUAUAUAUUUAUAUUCACACAAAUAUGCUAACAUAUGGUAUAUAUAUAUUGUAAAAAAUGAAUAUUUGAAUAUAUAAAAUUGCUAUUUUUGUCAAUGAAUGAAAAAAAAAAUGGGGUAAACAGUUCAAGUUUGUCUGAUUUCAAUGAAGAUAUUUUUCUCACAGAAAAAAAGAACUAUAACCUCCCCUUUCCUCAAAAUGAGAAGCACCACUGCCUUAUCCGUCUAUGCACAAUAACACAUAUAGCUAGCUAUACAUUCAUGGUUGCAUGACAUUAUUGUCAAAAGUUAUAAAUGUAUAUGUGAUUUUAUACUGCUAUCUUUGUUCUCCUGUAAGUUUGGUUUACUGAAAAUUGGUCCAGUAGGCUAAUAUAUCUAUAGCCUAUAACAGAAGAAUGGUUAAUGACACCGUUAGAAUGUGACUAUUGUUAUUGGAAGAUGGGGGGUUUUACAGUGGAAAAAUGGCAUCCUAUAAAUGGGUCAUUUUGGGUUGAAUUUAUGGAUCAACAGCACACAUGCUGACCAAGGUUGAACCCAUGUUUUCAGAUUGGGAUUUUUUCUAGAGGGUUUGCCUCAGAUGUUGCCAUGUAUUUUGGGGCAAAAUAAACAUAAAAAGACCCUCAAUAUAACGUGAAGAAAUACAAAUCCAA